Molecule: messenger RNA, 1464 nt
Organism: Polistes canadensis
Lineage: Eukaryota; Metazoa; Arthropoda; Insecta; Hymenoptera; Vespidae
Gene: mRpL45
Product: probable 39S ribosomal protein L45, mitochondrial
Exons: 7
Coding region: 343-1338 (331 amino acids)
Cellular component (GO): mitochondrion
Source: RefSeq, a predicted model, not a curated record
AACUGAUUUUAUAUUAUUCAUUAAUCGUUUAUUUCUGUUUAAGCAAUUGAUUGGAUUACUUUAUAAACACAGUUGGAAUUUGUUAUUUGAAUGAAUUCGAAUCAAUUCAAUACUAUAAGCGUCGGCCAAUCACAAUCAAUUCACGUGCUCUGUUUUGUAAAGAGUGGGAAGAGAAGUAAUUGGUCUCUUUCGAACUAACCUAUAAUAUUUGCAAUGAAAUAGUUAAAGUAUAAUAAAUACUUUGUACGCAUGUUACCAAUUCGUCAACUUUUUUAAAGUUAAAUUUAUACUAAUUAGUAUAAUAUAUGUCAUAUAAGAAAAGAAUUUGAUAUUAUUAGCAAAAUGAUGGCGAAAUAUAUGUUACGUCCAACUUGUAUCUUUGGAAAAUAUAUCCAGAAUAAUUCACCUGUAAUGUUAAGUCUUAUUUUGUACCCUCAACAUUCUUCAAACCAAAUCAGAUAUAUAAAGAAACACUGGAAUCCUAAAUAUAAGAGAGAGAGGAAAGCAAAAGUUAUUAAAGUAGAUCUACCUAAUUUUCAUGAGACUGAUAAAGAACUGGCUAAGGAGAAAAGACGUUCAUUAAUGAAAGAAUAUGGAGUGUUUCCACAAAAAGAAUGGGUGGAAAGACCAAUAUUCAUCAGUUGCACUCCUAAUGUAUUUGAUUCUUAUGUACCACCCGAAGGCGAUGGAAAAUUCUCUACAAUUACUAAAGAGGGAGCAAUGCAAAAAAUGACGGAUGUAAAGAUGAAAGGAAAAUCGAUGAUGGCUAUUAGAAAAAUAAAGUCAUUUCAAGAUACGUUUGUAUUAAAAGAUUUCCAUCAAGAAGCUAUAGAUAUUUAUAUAAAGGCGCAUGAAGCCUUAGCUGCGAAAGAUACGGAAGCUUUGAGAGAAUAUGUUACAGAGAGUGCUUAUGCCAAAAUGUUACACAACAUUAUGGACAAAACUAUUCAUUGGAAAUAUGUGCAAUCUUUAGAACCACAUCGUAUUGUACAUGCAAGAUGUAAUGAGAUGCUUUCUAAGGAAAACGUCUUUGGACAAUUAACUCUUCGUAUUCAUAGUCAACAGAUUUUAGCUGUCUAUGAUAGGUUUGGACGUUUAUUGAAAGGAAGCGAAAUCUUAAAAAAAGAUGUUCUCGAAUAUAUCGUAUUUGAAAAUCAUUUAGCAAACCAAUAUGGAAAAUGGCGUCUUCACGCAAAGAUUAUACCAGAUUGGAUGCCUCCAAGAGAAGUAGGGGAGAAAACAUAUAUUUUACCACCAGAAAAUGUUACAGUUCCACCUCCUGAUCUAUCGACAAAAUCGACUGGUACUACAGAUACUGUAGAAACUACUGUAAAUUGAUAUUUAUUGAAAGCUAAUUGUUGUUUCAUAAGAAAUAGUAAUCCGAAUCCUUCUUUUUUAACGAUAUCAUAAUUUAUAUGAAUUGUGUAUAUAUAUAAUUAAUAAUAUUAAUAUACAUAUAUAUAA